CUUCCACUUCCUCCUGCUUCUUCGUUCUUCAAUCUUCAUCUCGUUCUCCACUCGAUCUCGUAACUCGUUCUUUCUAUUUGCAUUUAGAUGUUAGAAUUAAUGACUAUUAGGAAUUUCAAUGAGUAUAGGAAAAAUAGUUUGAACUUUGAAAUGUGGUUUAGUUAAUCUUCAACAAUGGCUAAUUCGAGAUUCAGCAAAGUGGAUGAGUACGGGUUCGAGCGACCCUCAGACUUUGACUAUGAGUCGUACGAAGAUUUCAUGUCGCAAUACCUGAAGGUGCUAGCCAAGCGUGCCAAGAAAUGGUCGACUCUGAUGAUUGAUGCAGGAACAUUCUCCAAAAGCCGCCUGGCUAAACGCUACAUACGGAAGGGAAUUCCUAGUGAACACAGAGGAGCGGUUUGGUUGGCAGUGAGCGGCGCCGAGGCUCUCAAGGCCAACUUCGAGCCGAACUUGUACGAUGCGAUGCUCGAGGGUCCACUCGACGAGAAGGUGGACGAGAUCAUCCGCACCGACCUGCCUCGCACCUUUCCCGACAACAUCUACUUCAACUCCACCGACAACCACCAGCAACAGCUCUACAGGGUGCUGGCUGCCUACGCUUACCACAAUCCCACCGUCGGAUAUUGCCAGGGCCUGAACUAUGUAGCAGGUAUGUUAUUGCUAGUAACGCACUCGGAAGACACUUCGUUUUGGUUGCUCAAAGUUCUCGUAGAAAAUAAACUACCCGACUACUAUAGUCCCACAAUGGAUGGCGUCAUAACUGAUAUGGAAGUGCUUUCCGAACUAGUCAAAGAAAAAUUUCCAGAUAUCCAUAGUCAUUUAAAUUCCGUAGGUUUACCAUGGACUGUGAUAACUACUAAAUGGUUUAUGUGCCUGUUCGCUGAGGUACUACCUACCGAAACAGCAUUACGCGUGUGGGAUUGUCUCUUCUACGAAGGCUCAAAGAUUUUAUUUCGAGUCGGAUUGUCGUUGAUUGGCAAACACAAGCAGGACAUUUUGCGCUGUGAAGACUUCGCCUCUGUCGUCCAACUCUUCAAAGACAUGACACAAGACUCGUUCGCACUACACUGUCACGAAUUUAUGCAGAAUGUGUUCAGAAUACCAGGCACGCUGAAAAGAUCUCACAUCGAAAGACUGCGCGGCAGGAUAUCCGAAGAACACAGAAAAGCCAAAGAAGCUAAGGCAACGGAGUCUAAAACACCAUUAUAAUAUUUUAUUAUUUAUACUCUGCUUCAUAUUGAAGAUAUCUAUUCAAAUUGCAAUAAUGUGGCAAAAUACUAUUAUUUUUAACGCUUGAGUCUUGUAAAGACUGAUCUACAAAUUUUAUAGAAUUCGGCCAAAUACUCUUUCAAUCGAUUACUGUAAAAUAUUCACUGAAAGUAUGAUGGUUUGGCAGCAAUAAGGUUCAGGUUAAGCUCGGCCGCCCUAUGCUCUAAAACAAGCUGCCAAAUUAUGUGAAUCGUACUGUGAUUGUAUCAUGCAUGACAUGACAAUAUUAAGGGUCGUAUUUAUGAACACCACAAACGCACACAACUGACGGACGUAUGCAGACAGACCGAGGAAAAUUCCCUCCCCAGGUUUUUGAAAUUUGACGUCCGUCUGUCUGCAUUAUCUGCAUAAUAUGCUACACAGUAGCAGAAAAAAAUCAAAUUUAUGAUUACUGUAAACUAAAAAAUCAAACGUUUGAAUGCCUACGUUUGAUUUCUUCUGCCACUGUGUGCAUUCGUCUUUAGAAUCUUGAGAAAAAAUUAUGUUCUAACAACAUGAUUUUAUACCUGUAUUUGUAAAAUAGUUCAUUGUAAUUUUAUUGUAAAAGUAAUUUAAUUUGCGAGCCCAUUAGUCUGCCAUUGAUGCGUCAGUCUUGGGUUUCAUUUCCAUUCUAUCUGACUUUUUUUCAAUUGUCUUUUAUUUAUUAUUACAAAUGAAUUACUUUAGUAUACUAUAAAUAGCAAUAAUCAAAUUUAGGAAAAUCUUUACAGAGGUAUGAGUCUCUGUAUCAUCCUGUAGUCUCCUCUUUGCCCCCAUAUACUAGUGAAUAAUUAUUCAUUUAUUUUUUGGAUGAAGGAAGUAAUCAAUAAUGCAUUUUAUUUCUUAGCGAAUCUUGCAUUUUUUGCCGUGGAUGAUGCCCACUUGAGCUCUAGGCUUGUGCGUGGGUUAUGAGAUGAAUAAUGGUGAGAUAUGAUUGGUUCUAGGUGGGUUUCGAACCAUCGGGAAACGAUUUUUAACUAAUAAAUGGUUUUUCAAGCAUGUUCCUAGAUUCGUUCAUAGAUACGGCCCUCAAUUAUCGAACCCUGAUCAUUAAAUCUGGUUGCCAUUAAGUAUUGAUAAUGAGUUAAUGAGACAGAAAAAGCAUUUAGGAUGAAAACAUUUGUUUAUAUUAAGUUUGUGAGAAGGCCAUCAGUACUUUUAAUUCAAUUUCUUGAAUUUAUUUUCUACAAAGCAAGGUUUCAAACUGUCCUACUGUUAAUUACGUUAUUUAUGAUUUAUAUUGUCAACUAUUUAUAUUUAUAGUAGUCUACAUUAUCAUACAAUGUAUUAACUGAUACUUUUUAGUCAUAAUAUUUACGAACUCAAUUCAUAUGUUUCAGUGAAGAUUAACUUACAUCCCAAAUAUAUGGGACCUAAUGAAACUUUCUCAGUUCUGGAUCUCAAAGCUGGAAAAUUAAUAAGUAAUGUGAAAACUCUGAGAAGGUUCAAAUGUAAUAGAAUUACAUAAUUUGUGCUUUUUCUAUGAGCGCAAUAAUUGAUAUUCAAUAGUAUAUUCAAGAAUAAGGGUGGUCACAAAGGGAGUGGUCAGGUGUUCCGAGUUUUGCGAUACACGUUAUUUCUAUGUAUAAAAUGGGGGAAGUCGAAUAAAAGCGUUCUAGUUGGAUUUCUCAAUUGGAGAUAAAUUGGUAAAGACAAGAUACUAUCAGAUAGAGAGGUAGGGCCUCCUAGUAUCUGUAGCUUCAUUUCCAAAUUAAUAAUUUGU
This is a messenger RNA of Nilaparvata lugens (brown planthopper), 2971 nucleotides long. Its product is annotated as growth hormone-regulated TBC protein 1. The coding region runs from base 175 to 1209 and encodes 344 amino acids. Lineage: Eukaryota; Metazoa; Arthropoda; Insecta; Hemiptera; Delphacidae. The record is from RefSeq and is a predicted model, not a curated record. The transcript has 7 exons.